GCUCUUUACCGUGGAGGUGCCGUAAGACCUCUUUCUCCACCGAUCACGCUGGUUUCGGCUUUCAGAAACACAUACUUUAAGGAAAAACUCUUUUAAUCCAGUCGCGUGCUUCUUCGGCACCUAACGCAAGAAAAGUUAAUAAUCAUGGAGUCCUUCUUGUCGAAUCCGAAAAACGUCGUUGUCUUGGACGGCGGCCUCGCCACCGAGCUGGAGAAAGGCGGCUGCGACCUGUCCGAUCCUUUGUGGUCGGGCAAGGUGCUCCUCGAGACGCCGCGCCUCAUUCAGGAAGUGGAGGAGUCUUACCUGGAGGCCGGCGCACGCUGCAUUAUCACCGCCAGCUAUCAAGUCACACCUCAGAGCCUCAUGGAGCACCGCCACCUCGCCGAGCCAGUUGCCGUCGCUUCCAUCGAGGAGUCGGUCCGCAUUGCGCAGCGGGCACGCGAGCAGUACCUGCAGCGUCACCCACAGGCCGGCCCGAUCUUCAUCGCGGGCUCUGUCGGCCCUUACGGCGCCUACCUCUCCGACGGCUCUGAGUACCGCGGAGACUACGUGCGAACAGCAGAGCAGUUUAAGGACUUUCAUCGCUCUCGUAUCGCGGCGCUGGUCCGUGCGGGCGCGGAUGUGUUGGCCAUCGAAACCCAGCCCAAUGCGGCGGAGGUGCGUGCCAUUAUCUCGCUGCUGCAGGAGGAGCAUCCGUCGAGUCGUGCCUGGGUGUCCUUCACGACUUCACGCACCUCACCGGCGGAGGCGAUUAGCGACGGCACCCGGUGGACAGACAUCGUUCCGAUGCUAGAGGCUGCCCCGCAGAUCAUCGCCACGGGCGUGAACUGCAUCCCGAUGGCAGAGGCGUCUGCUGCGCUGGCGCACCUGCACACGCUGACGCGUCUACCAUUGGUUGUCUACACCAACUCCGGCGAGACCUUCGACGCUGCUACGAAGUCAUGGCUCCCUAUCACCGUGUGCGAUGGCACUUCGCUCAGUCUGCAGGCCCUGGCGACGGAGUGGGCAGGCCACGGUGCUCGUCUGAUCGGUGGCUGCUGCCGUACAGGACCGGCUGAUAUCGCAGGCACCGCGUCUGCCUUGAGGAAAGCAGGCUACACGGCAUCAAACACCAACACUAAAGAGAAAUGA
Leptomonas pyrrhocoris is the source of this 1131-nucleotide messenger RNA. Its product is annotated as putative Homocysteine S-methyltransferase. NCBI's taxonomy places the organism in Eukaryota, Euglenozoa, Kinetoplastea, Trypanosomatida, Trypanosomatidae. The transcript has a single exon. Gene Ontology annotation, biological process: S-methylmethionine cycle. Gene Ontology annotation, molecular function: zinc ion binding; S-adenosylmethionine-homocysteine S-methyltransferase activity. The coding region runs from base 145 to 1131 and encodes 328 amino acids. The record is from RefSeq and is a predicted model, not a curated record.